GCUGUGUGGAGUCUGCAAAGCACCAAAAUCCAAACAAAGACUAAAACAGCAUAUGGAAAACCCAUGAGGCAGGGGAUCAGCAAGAAGCACUGAAAAGCUCCCUGGUUGUUCGAUUGCCCAGGCCACCAUCCCAAAUGGGAAAUGGUUCAGUGAAACCCAAGUACCUGAAGAGGCCAGAAAGCCAUGCAGGACACUGCCCAUAUGGUUGCUCAGGUGGUAGCAGCAAGUUUUUGAAAGACCCGGGUGUGAAUAUCAGCACGAUAACAGGUGCUGCAGAUAUUUUGAGAAGCAAGGUUUGGGAGCUUGAGCGGGAGCUGAAGAGGCAGGAGGAAGAACUGCAUGAGAGGAACUAUCACAUCCUCGAACUCCAGGAGCAGCUGGCUAAGCAAACCAGAACCAUUGCAGACCUCACAGAAGAGCUCAAGUGUAAAUGCAUCCAGCUGAAUAAAUUGCAGGAUGUGGUGGAUACCCAGGGAGCAAAUCCUUUCCUGUUUUCCCCUCUUAAAGAAGUACCCAAGGCCAGCUCAGCACCAUGCAGCAACAGGAGGAGAGGUGCUAAGGAAGGUGUGUCAGCAGAGCCAACAACCCGGACGUAUGACCUGACUGAGCAGCCUCGGUUUUCCUUUGAAAAGGCAAGAGUCAGAAAGGCCUCAAGGGGUGCCAGAUCUCAGAGGCCUGACCCUGCUUUUCAGGGUGAGAAGGAAAAAUCUCAGGGUGAGAACACUGUCUUGAAAGAGGGUAAGGUGGAAGUCUAUCAGCAGAACAAACUCCUCUCAUCAAUUCCUGUAUGGACAGCAUUUGGGGAGUUGGCUAUUUUGUACAACUGCACAAGGACAGCUUCCGUGAAAGCUGUCACCAGUGUGAAAACAUGGGCCUUAGACAGAGAGGUUUUCCAAAAUAUAAUGAGAAGAACAGCCCAAGCAAGACAUGAGCAAUACAGAAACUUCCUCAGAAGUGUGUCUUUGCUGAAGAAUUUACCUGAAGAUAAGCUGGCAAAGAUUGUAGACUGCUUAGAAGUGGAAUACUAUGACAAAGGUGAUUAUGUUAUUCGUGAAGGAGAAGAAGGAAACACAUUCUUUGUUAUAGCCAAAGGGAAGGUUAAGGUUACCCAGACCACGGAUGGACAGAACCAGCCUCAUUUGAUUAAAACAUUGCAAAAAGGAGAUUACUUUGGGGAAAGAGCCCUGAUCAGUGAUGAUGUUCGAUCUGCUAAUAUAAUUGCAGAUGAAAAUGACGUGGAGUGUCUUGUUAUUGACAGAGAAACCUUCAACCAAACUGUUGGGACUUUUGAUGAACUCCAGGCUUACCUUGUGGGCUAUGUGGCUACUUUAGCUCGAGAUGAUGAAAAAAGGAAUGCACGAGUUUCUUCCUUGGAGCGACCCAGUGAUGUUUCUUUGGAGAUGAUACAGCUGAAAGAAAAAGUAACCCAGUUUCCUACCUCUUGCCCAUUUCAGAACCUGGAAAUUGUUGCUACUCUGGGUGUUGGUGGAUUUGGAAGAGUUGAGCUUGUGAAACUUAAGAAUGAAAACAUAGCAUUUGCCAUGAAGUGUAUUAAGAAGAAACAUAUAGUGGAUACCAAACAACAGGAACACAUUCACUCUGAAAAGAAAAUUCUAGAAGAAGCUUGUUCUCCAUUCAUUGUGAAAUUGUACAGAACCUUUAAAGAUAACAAAUAUGUUUACAUGCUUUUGGAAGCCUGCCUUGGAGGUGAACUGUGGAGCAUCCUUAGGGACAGAGGUAGCUUUGAUGAAACCACUACAAAGUUCUGUGUUGGAUGUGUGACAGAAGCAAUUGAGUAUUUGCAUUGCAUCAGUGUGAUCUACAGGGAUCUGAAGCCAGAAAAUUUAAUUUUGGAUGCCCAAGGAUAUAUAAAAUUGGUUGAUUUUGGCUUUGCUAAGAAGAUUGCAGCUGGACAAAAGACCUGGACAUUCUGUGGGACUCCAGAAUACGUAGCACCUGAAGUGAUUCUGAAUAAAGGCCAUGAUUUCAGUGUGGACUUCUGGUCUCUCGGAAUCCUUGUAUAUGAACUGCUUACAGGGAACCCUCCAUUUUCUGGGGUUGAUCAAAUGAUGACCUACAAUUUGAUUUUAAAAGGCGUUGAAAGGUUGGAUUUUCCCAGAAUAAUAACAAAGCGGCCUGAAGAUUUGAUUCGGCGGCUCUGCAGACAAAACCCUACUGAGAGAUUAGGAAAUCUGAAGAAUGGAAUCCAUGAUAUUAAGAGGCACAGAUGGCUGAAUGGUUUUAAUUGGGAUGGACUCAAGGCAAGGAAGUUAUCAUCGCCUUUAAAAAGAGAGCUUUCAGGCCCAAUGGAUUACAGCUACUUCGACAGAUACCCCCCUGAACAGGGAAUUCCACCAGAUGAACUUUCGGGCUGGGAUAAAGAUUUCUAA
Sceloporus undulatus (fence lizard) is the source of this 2390-nucleotide messenger RNA. RefSeq names its product protein kinase cGMP-dependent 2 (gene PRKG2). The transcript has 19 exons. Gene Ontology annotation, biological process: protein phosphorylation. Bases 135 to 2390 code for a protein of 751 amino acids. Gene Ontology annotation, molecular function: cGMP-dependent protein kinase activity; ATP binding. Lineage: Eukaryota; Metazoa; Chordata; Lepidosauria; Squamata; Phrynosomatidae. The record is from RefSeq and is a predicted model, not a curated record.